Messenger RNA from Eutrema salsugineum, 1362 nucleotides. RefSeq names its product bifunctional phosphatase IMPL2, chloroplastic. Gene Ontology annotation, biological process: L-histidine biosynthetic process. NCBI's taxonomy places the organism in Eukaryota, Viridiplantae, Streptophyta, Magnoliopsida, Brassicales, Brassicaceae. The record is from RefSeq and is a predicted model, not a curated record. The transcript has 10 exons. Gene Ontology annotation, molecular function: histidinol-phosphatase activity. The coding region runs from base 148 to 1173 and encodes 341 amino acids.
GAACCGCACGUUAAGAAAGGUUUCUUUAAGAAGAUCAAGGAUAAACUUUUGGGCCACCACGACGACCCGUGAAAGCUUCCUUACGGAUGGCGACGAUGAAAACGGGCGUAUGUCUCGCUGUUUUCCGUCAUUUCCCUCUCAUUGCAAAUGAUAGCUCAGUCGCACUUGUUCUUCAAGUCCUUCGAUCUGUUUCCGCCACCGUCUCCGGUGUUGCGGUCUCCGAUUCGCUCUCUUCAUCUCUUCUCUUCUUCUUCUUCGAAAAGCAGUCGAUUAUCCUUUCUCUCGUCUUCUGUAAGCGCUGUUCCGGUCUCCCGUGGCCAGAUCUCCUUGACAAUGGCCUCGAACUCGAAACGGCCUUUGGAACUAAGCGCCACCGAUCUGGAUCGAUUCGCCUCUGUCGGAAAUGCUCUGGCUGAUGCUUCCGGCGAGGUUAUUAGAAAGUAUUUCCGGAAGAAAUUUGACAUUGUCGAUAAAGAUGAUUUGAGUCCUGUUACAAUCGCUGAUCAAAUGGCUGAAGAGGCAAUGGUUUCGAUUAUAUUCCACAACUUCCCUUCUCAUGCUAUAUAUGGUGAGGAGAAGGGUUGGAGAUGCAAAGAGGAAUCUGCCGACUAUGUUUGGGUUCUGGACCCAAUCGACGGAACAAAGAGCUUUAUCACAGGGAAACCCGUGUUUGGUACGUUGAUAGCUCUGCUAUAUAAAGGUCAACCGAUUCUGGGUCUGAUUGAUCAGCCUAUUCUAAAAGAGAGAUGGAUAGGAAUGAGUGGAAGAAGAACUAAAUUAAAUGGGGAGGAUAUCUCAACGCGAUCUUGCCCAAAAUUAUCACAAGCGUAUUUAUACACCACUAGCCCGCAUCUUUUCAGUGGAGAGGCAGAAAAGGCAUAUGCUCGAAUUAGAGACAAGGUAAAGAUGCCAUUAUACGGCUGUGAUUGUUAUGCUUACGCUCUUCUGGCUUCUGGUUUUGUCGAUCUUGUUAUUGAAUCCGGUCUAAAGCCAUAUGAUUUCCUUGCUCUGGUUCCUGUAAUAGAAGGCGCUGGAGGUACCAUAACCGAUUGGAACGGUAACCCACUUCUGUGGGAAGCUUCUUCCAGUGUAGUUGCUACAAGCUUUAAUGUUGUUGCAGCUGGAGAUCCAGACAUUCAUCAGCAAGCAUUGGAGUCACUUAAGUGGCAGUGAAAAGCUUUCGCUGGUGCAUUAACUUGUCUACUUUAAGUGUCUUCAUAAUUUUCAUGCUUCAUUACGAUCACUUCGUUCAUAUUUGCUUGUUUUGAUAAAAGAACUGAUAGUGAUGUUAUAAUCUACCUGGUUAGAGUUUUAGGUUUAGUUUUUUUUGUUUUCUUGAAAUAGGAAACCAGAGUUAUUUUA